Hippocampus zosterae (dwarf seahorse) is the source of this 5939-nucleotide messenger RNA. RefSeq names its product BMP2 inducible kinase (gene bmp2k). Gene Ontology annotation, biological process: protein phosphorylation. Gene Ontology annotation, molecular function: ATP binding; protein kinase activity. Lineage: Eukaryota; Metazoa; Chordata; Actinopteri; Syngnathiformes; Syngnathidae. Bases 784 to 4002 code for a protein of 1072 amino acids. The record is from RefSeq and is a predicted model, not a curated record. The transcript has 16 exons.
CCAGCCGCCCACUCGGCACCACAUUCCCGUGGGCCGGGCCCUCUCGCAGCACGGUUCGCCUUUACUCUGGACGGCUCCGUGCACUCAUGACAAUUGGAGCCAGUCGCCACGAACCUGCGAAAAUGGCAGCGAGGAACAAGCGACGAGCCACUGGCGCGGACGAGCCCGCCCUACGCCGCCUCGCCUGAGGCUCCGCCGGCCAAGAGUAGCCCCGUUCGCGGCUUUACUUUGGCUUACCUGCGCUCAUACGGUGGCGGGAGGAUCUCCCUGACUAAGCCUGUUAGCUUGCUUGCUGGCUAGCUGGUGGCUAACGCCUCGUCGCGGCGUGGAAAGCCCCCCACACCCCCGACGCCGCCGCUUCGGAGGACAACCAGGCUGGGUAUAUAUCAGCCACCGGAGGGUUUAACCACUGGACGAGGAUAUAUUUUUCAAAUUUCCACAGCUUUUUCCCGCUGUUUUUUUUUUAGUUUCUAUUUUUUUCUUUUAUAGAAACAGCGCCCCAUCCGAGUUAGCCGCUAGUGUCACGUAAGCUAAGCAGCCAAGCCAGCCUCUUCGUCACCGUCAAGGUGGACGCUGUCACCUGCACGACCUACCCGAAAGUGGCGGGGUCGGACGGCGGAUCCCUUCCCCGAUGCCGAGAGCCAGAAAAGGCUCCGCUUCGGAGGAGAGAAGAACCGAGAUAAAUAAAUAGGACUGCACUUUUGUGCCAGUUUUUUCUUCCGCGUUUUGUUCCGGUUUCAAUUGAUCGCCAGGACUUAUUAAAAACAACGACAACAAGAAAAGAUGAAGAAGUUUUCCAGAAUGCCAAAGUCUGAGAGUUGCGGCGGGGGCCCCGGCGGAGCCUCCGGCUCCGGGCUCAGCAGCUACUUCGGCAAAGUGUUCGCCGUCGGUCGGUAUCAAGUCACUGUGGAGGAGCUGGUAGCCGAGGGAGGCUUCUCGGUGGUUUUCCUGGCCCGCACGCACAGCGGCAUCCGCUGCGCCCUCAAGCGCAUGUACGUCAACAACGUGCCCGACCUCAACGUCCACAAGCGGGAGAUUACCAUCAUGAAGGAGCUGUCGGGCCACAAAAACAUUGUGGGCUACCUGGACUCUGCCGUCAACACCGUAUCGGACAGCGUGUGGGAGGUCCUCAUCCUCAUGGAGUACUGCAAAGCCGGCCAGGUGGUGAAGCAGAUGAACCAGCGUCUGAACGUGGGCUUCAGCGAGGCCGAGGUGCUGCACAUCUUCUGCGACACGUGCGAGGCGGUGGCGCGGCUGCACCAGUGCAAGACGCCCGUCAUCCACCGGGACCUCAAGGUGGAGAACAUCUUGCUGAAUGACCAGGGCAGCUACGUGCUGUGCGACUUUGGCAGCGCCACGCACAAAGUUCUGCAGCCGCACAAAGAUGGCGUGACCGCCGUGGAGGACGAGAUAAAAAAGUACACGACACUGUCGUACCGGGCGCCGGAGAUGAUUAACUUGUACGCGGGGAAAGCCAUCACCACUAAGGCUGAUAUAUGGGCCCUGGGCUGCUUGUUGUACAAGCUGUGUUUCUUCACUCUUCCAUUCGGCGAGAGUCAAGUUGCCAUAUGCGACGGAACCUUUAUCGUUCCCGACAACUCCAAGUUCUCCCUCAAGUUGCACUGCUUAAUCCGAUAUAUGCUCGAACCAGACCAGGAGAAGAGACCCGACAUAUACCAAGUGUCCUACUUUGCCUUUAAAUUUGCAGGAAGGGACUGUCCUGUGCCAAAUAUCUUUACUUCUCCCAUCCCCACGUCGUUACCGGAGCCUCUCACGGCCAGCGAAGUGGCCGCCAAGAAGAGUAUGACAAAAGCAAGAAUACGAGACUCGGUGGGGCCGACAGAGACCUCCAUCGCCCCCCGACAGAGGCCCAAGGCGGCCAACAGUAACAUCCUGCCGCUGGCCACCGUCACGCCCGUCAAGAUGAGCGCGGGGCCUUCUGCGCCUGUCAGCAACGGUCAGAAAGCUCCCACUCCCGGUCCAGGACAGCCUUGCGUACAGCCGCAGCCUGGCAGUCAGCAGCACCGAGUGCUACAGCAGCUGCAGCCGGGUGACCUGCGCCUUCAGCAGCUCCACCAACAACAACAACAACAACAACAACAAGCUCUACAGCAGCAACACAUUAACGCGCAGCAUCUCCAAUACCUCCAGUACCAACAGGCUGUGCAGCAGCAGCAAGUUUUACUGCAGCAACAGCAGCAAAUGAUGAUGCAGCAGCAUCAGCCCAUGUAUCAGCAGAGAGGCGCUCACGCUGCUCAGGCCCAGUACGCCGCCAUGCUGCAGCAGUACCAACAGGCUUUCGUUCAACAACAACAUCAUCAUCAUCAUCAUCUCCCCACCUACGCGUCCUCGCCGCUGGACUUCCAGGCGCAUCCGGGCUCCUACAACGCCACCACGCCCGCCGCCGGGACGCCUUCGCCUGCCGAUUCGUCCUACUCCAAUCCCAGAACGCCCAUGCUGGCCUCAGACGGCGCCAGCCCUCCCUCCCAGAGCGCCAGCCACCCUCCCGACAUGUCGCGCUGGAACCCGUUCGGCGAGGACAACUUCUCCAAGCUGACCGAGGAGGAGCUGAUCGAUCGCGAGUUCGACCUGCUCCGAGCAAACAAACCUGUGGAGAGAACGGCCAGCGCGGAGGCCGACCACCCCCCGCCCGCCUCCGGCGGCAAGCCCCUCCCGACCGAGGACCUGUUUGGCUCGGUGCCGUUUGUGGCCAACGCAGGUUCCGACGUGGCGGCGAGCGAUCCGACGACACCCGAAGGCAUCGUUCCGCUUCCUGCUUCGCUGGACGAUCGGUCGCCGCCACCGGCGACGGCCAAGGAGCACAAGUCCACCAAGAGGGGCGACGACUCGGACAGCGACUUCGAGUCUGACCCACCUUCGCCGAAAAGCAGCGAAGAGGAGGAGGAGGAGCCCGAGGAGGAUGAAGGCCCCGUCAGCGAACACGGCGAGGACACCGAGCCUGAGAAUCUGGGUCAGCGACCGCUCUUGAUGGAGUCCGAAGAAGACGGCGAGGACGACGACAAGCGCAGCUUGGACUCGGAGGACAAGGCCAAAAAUCUCUCCAAGAAGCAAGUCGGCGCCGGGCGGAGGCAUCAAGGCCGGUCCGAUCCGGUUCCGGCGGACCCUCGGGACUCGCUCGCCCCGGUGGACAUCUUCGGCGCCGUCCCCUUCCUUGCCGGAGACCCCGUGGUGGGCGAUAUCUUUGCCGAAGCGCCUUUUGGGCAGGUCGGCCCCCAACAGGCGGCGGCGGCCGAAGAUUUUGACGUCUUCACCAAAGCGCCGUUCAGCCGCAACCUCUCCAAGAACGCCGGCGGCCCGACGCCGCCCGUUUCCCCCGCCGAGGGCGUGGACGUCUUCGGCUUCGGCCCCUUCCAGCCGGGCGCCCCGUUUCCGACCACGUCCAGGAGCGCCGAGGACAUUUUUCUCCCGUCGGCAGAGGACUCGCCGCGGCAACAGAGGUUGAAACAGCGCAGCCUCCAGAAGCUGUCGUCGCGCCAGAGGAAAAGCAAGCAGGACGCCGCCGGGACGGGCGGCGGCAAGCGGCACCACGGAACCCCCACUGGCGGGAGGAAAAGCGCCAAACCCGCUUUCCGGACCCCGGAGUGGGUCCGCAGACACAAGAAAGUGGGACGGCGGGACUCGCAGAGCAGCAACGAGUUCCUCAGUGAUUCCAAAGAGAACAUCAGCGUGGAUGUCACCAUUGCCGAAGGGAAGGACCACGGUGGCCAAAUCCAAAAGGACGACGUUCUGGAUCCCUUCGGGGCCAAACCUUUCCACCCGCAGGACGGAGGGCGCAACGGAGGAGGCGGCUACCCGGGGGGCCUCGCCGAAAGCAAGAGCGACCUGGGCACCUCCUGGGCGGCGGCUCUUCGCGGGGAUUGCGACGCCACGGACGAUUUCGGGGCGGUGCCUUUCACGGAAGUGGUGGUCCCCGGCGGACCUCGGCAGCAGCCGGUAGAACUGGACCCUUUUGGUGCCGCGCCGUUUCCAUCCAAGCAGUGACUCCGGACGUCUUCCCUUUCUGACCGCUAGCCCGGAAGUGGCUGUGCGACAGACGGCGUUGGACUUCUUGAGACCACUUCGAUCCUGAAGUCCCCCCGAAGCGGUUUUGUUGCCACGGCGGGAUGAGAGAGAAACCUUGGCAAUCCAACAGACUGAUUUGGAAUGCGUGACCACUUACAAGGGCACCGCAUCAUUGAGCGCGAGGGCAACCCAACAAACUGUGAUUUCCAAUUAACCCCCCCCCCCCCCCUAACAAUCGCCACCUCAACCAGAGCACCCAAGACCAUGCCCAAGGUCAGGACUUCUUGGCCCUGGCGCAGUCCCGGGUGGCUUCAAAAUGUGAUCUCGAAAGUGCAAAUAUCCCACGACGACCGGCCUGAACAGGCAAGCACCUUCGGUUCCGCAGGAACAGGAUCGUGCUGGGCGGAGUCUCGCAUGGUGCCAACUCAAGACGGGUUUUUGGGUGCACUGCCCCAGAAAAUCUCAAGUUACGCUCAACUGGGAUAUCCAACGCGCUUUUGUAACACUCAUUCGUAGCACAAAGACUGAUUUCUAAUUUGCGACUGUUCCAGUGGUACUGCGCUAAGCUACCGCUCUGUUUCUUUAAUUUCUAAAGUAGCACUGCAACGCUGAGCAGAGGUUGCAAGACUUCCGAGAUUUAUUUUGGUCCCCGUUUGGGUAAAAGGUAUCCUGGACCUGGAGAGCCCCAAGGGGAGAACUCCAAGGUGCUAACGGUGGGGAAAUCCUGAUGUCCUGAGCCCCACCAGUAGAAAGUCCUUUCUCGGCUCUUCACGGGAAAUGUAAAACCAAGGACAAUUUCUUUUUGGGGGGUGUGGGGGUGGGGCAGGGGCGUUUCCUCCACCAAACUGAAGUAGUAGCGAGAUCGGCAAGACCACUUUCCAUAUAUGAGAUUCUCUUUUGGACCAAGUCUGUCCCUGAAACAGAGACAGACUUGUGAAGCGUCACCUCUGGGAAGUCCUAGUCUGACCGUGGACUGAUGUUGGGGGGGUGGGGGGGCCUCACAGAAGUGGCACAAGAGAAAUUGCAGACGCAAUUUUUAGCCCCUCCCCCACUUCCAGCAAGGACUCCUUUGCUCACAUCCCCUCACAAAAAGUAUGGCGUACAUCUUCUAAACCGCUUCUCACUAAGGAGUUGACCCACUCUUGGCGUUAGUCUUCCUGUGCCGCAUUUUUUCUCUGGCAGGGCAACCAAAACUGCCGACACCCCCCGAAACCCUGUUGAGGCACUGUGGAGUUAGCAUAUCGUUUUAGCUGUUUUGAUGCUGCAGAAGCGACCUUCUCCAAACUGUGAUUUCUGUCUGACUGUUCUGCACACUUAAAUUUUUUUUUUUUUUGAUACCACAGUGGUACCUUGACUUAUGAGUGCCGUAAUGUUUUUUUUUUCUAGUCAGAAACCGUAGCUUGGUCAUUUUUGUUUACUUUUGAGUUGCGAUCCAAAAUUUGAGUAACAAAAGGUACUGUCGUGCCCUCACAUUUGGGCAAGGAGAGCGGCCGUUUAUGGAGCAAUUCCAACCCACUCAACUCGUAAGGCAAGGUACCACACAGUAUUUUGCACCGCAAAGCCUUACUAGCAUUUCUAUGGGUGGGGGGUCAGGGGGGGCGCCUUUGCUGCACAGUACCUCGGAGAAAACCUUGUUAACCACUUUGAUUCUGUUCUUGUUCAAGCCCUUCUCUUUCUAUGCAUGUCACCGUGGACCAGAAGGGAUUGUUUUUGUUCUCACGUUGACUCUGACUCUGCACUGUGGUGAUUUAUUUUUUAUUUUUUAUUUUGGACACAUUUCUGCAACCGCUCUUCUCCUAAGUGCUCUCUUUUGAUUGUAAGACGCAAUCUGAUAUUUUUAGGCUGAUGCCAUAUUUUUUUUCCUUUUCGAUUUUGUAUGGAAAAAGCUUGAGUUCAAAUAUAUUUGAGAAAUGUGA